Paramuricea clavata is the source of this 341-nucleotide messenger RNA. Lineage: Eukaryota; Metazoa; Cnidaria; Anthozoa; Malacalcyonacea; Plexauridae. The record is from the annotation of a GenBank genome assembly.
AUGGUGAUGAUGAUGGUUUGUGGUGAUGAUGAUCGUGAUGGUGAUGAUGGUGGUGGUGAUGAGAUGGUCAAUGGUGGUGAUGAUGGUGGUGAAGAUGAUGGUGGUGAUGAUGAUGGUGAUGAUGAUGAUGGUGGUAAUGAUGAUGGUGGUGAUGAUGAUGAUGGUGGUGAUGAUGAUGGUGGUGGUGGUAAUGAUGAUGGUGGUGAUGAUGAUGGUGAUAAUGAUGGUGAUAAUGAUGAUGGUAAUGAUGAUGAUGAUGGUAAUAAUCUUGAUGGUAACAAUGGUAACUUUGGUGGUGAUAAUGCUGGCUUUGUAAAUGCUGAUGAAACAAGGCACAAAGA